This is a messenger RNA of Bursaphelenchus okinawaensis, 2457 nucleotides long. Lineage: Eukaryota; Metazoa; Nematoda; Chromadorea; Rhabditida; Aphelenchoididae. The record is from the annotation of a GenBank genome assembly.
AUGUCUGUCAAUUUGUUGUCUAACAGAUCUUUCAAAAGACUCUUGGUUGCGUUAUGUUUGUCGUACGUUGUUGUAUUGUCGUACAUCGUAAGUAAUCUGUUUUGAGUAUUUAUUGCUUUCGCGGGAUUCUACAAUCUUAAUAUAAAUAUUUUGUAAGUAAGAUAGUUGUUUCGCGAAGUCUUUUGAGGUGUUUAACUAUAGUUUGUUUCAGAAAUAUAAUGAAGUUGAAGAUGUUAUGGACAUUUACAUUGGAUCGACACAUUUGGUGGACUAUGAAGAGUAAGUAUUUGAUUUUACAUUUAUUUUAGGUACAAACUGAUCUAAAGUAAUGUAAAAUAAUAGGGAAACGCUUGGAACAAAAGCUUCGGAGUGUAAAAAACCUAAAACAAUAUAAUUCUAGGCCGAAUGCUCCAUACAUAGUGGUACUAAACACGAUGGCGCAAGAUCCAAUAGACAGAGACUUUAGAGAAAAAAAGGACAUGCCUUUAUAUUGUAUCAGUGAUCGGCACGAGAAGGUGGAUACUGAUUGGAAGGCGACAGAUGGAGGCAUGGGAUGUUUCUGGAAGAACUAUUAUGUUGAGUGCAGAUUCAAAAAGCCAGUUCAAAGCGUACGACUGGUCGAUGGAAAUGGAUAUGGACCACAGGUAAAUUUUGAUUGAUUUGUUACCUAAACCUUAUUUUGGCUUGAUAUGAAAGUAAAAUGUUAUUCUAGUAUUAGAAAAUAUUUUUUAUUUAUGUUACAGUUUGUUUGUGAUAUCAGUAAAGGAAUUUUUUUUAAAUUCUACUUUCAGCUCCAUGUAUCAAGGCCGAUUCUCGGUAAAAUACCAUUGGUGAUGUGUUUAUCGAGGACGUUUUACUAUGAUAAUUGGCAAGUAGUGUUUACAAUAUUGGAGAUGUAUCAUGCUAUGGGAGUCAGCGAGUUCAGUAUUCACAUUUUGAACGUUAUUAAAGAGAUCUACGAAGUUUUGAAGUUUUACGAAAAACAUAUCAACUUGAAGGUCGUGCCUGGCAUUCUGGCACCAAGAAUUGUGAGUUUCAAGGUUUAUCUUAAGUUUUCUAAAAUUUUUUAAAGGUUUUUUUUUAAAAAAAAUUACAGUAUAAGUGUCAUAAUUACAUGUCUGAACAUAUAAUGCUCUGUAUUUUACAUUAUCCAAGCUAUUUUUUGAAAUUUUAGUCUGGCUACGAUCCGAAUUCAAAAACAGAAACCAUGAAUCAGAUAAUUUGUAGCAACGAAUGUUACUUUAACUACCGUGAAGCUGCCGAGUUUAUGAUAUUUGCUGAUAUGGACGACCUUAUUAUACCCACCAAUGGGAACUUACUGGACAAAGCCAGGGAUUUGCUGUUUCAUCAGCCUAAUAUCGCUGCUUUUGAGUUCUUUUGGAAGACUUCUGAGUAUGUUAGAAGUAAGUGUUUGUAUUAUUAUUGUAUCGUUGGACAACCAGGAGUUUGUACUCGUUUAUAUUAGCCUCGUGUUUGUUUUUAUUAUUUUAGUCAUAAUUCUCAACUAAAGCUAUAACUCUAUUAUUUUUAGUACCGUCGAUUAACAACUACUCGAUACCUCGGUUAUUUAAUGGUUUGAUCUCUCAUCGAAAUGAAACCUACGGUAAAUCGAUACUUAUACCAAAGAAGAUUGACCGCUCAAUAAUCCACAAUAUUCGUCAUUUACAGUACAUGAAUGUGAAGUCACUCAACGUAUCUUGGGAAGAUGGAUAUACGAUUCAUCUGCGAGCACAAAGAGAUCCAAAACCCGGAGAAAACUUUGAUAUUAAACAUGAAGCAAUACGAUACAAGUUCAGAGGAGUCAAAAAUGGCUUGAAAAGGCAAGGGGAACAGAAUAAGAAGGAUAAUGUAAAGGACAAUGUAGAUGACAUAGAUCUAACCGACUAUGUUGAUGUAGAAAGAGAGACAAAAGAUGUCAAGAAGAUUAAGAAAAUAUUGAAGAAGCAGUUGCAGAACGACGCCCCGAAUUUGAUACCUCUAGAUGUCAUGGCUAGGGCUACCUACAACUUCAGAAGGCGGCUACAGCACAAAACCUUCUACGACGCCGUCUUCUCUCUGCCUGACGCGCCAUUCUUUUCGCCACAGUUCAGGCAAUGUUACAUUGACAUAACGAGUGCACGAGAAACUGAAAACUCGUUAUGUGCUAGCCUCAGUAAUUGUCAUAUUGACUACACGAAUGGCCCCAAAUGUUUGGUAACGACGGCCGAUAACUUUGGGUACGAGUACAAGAAGCUAAAUGUAUACGUAUCGAAACACAGAGAGGUGGUGGAGAAGGAUAGUUGUAGACUGGAAAUGAAUGAGAUUGAGUAUGUGCAGAGGAUGUGUCUGCUGACACAACAAUCAUUCGAUUUGGGGUAUCUGGUACUCUGUAUAGGGAUUAUCUGCUGGAUUGUGCACAAGAUGGUACACAAUAGAUGUGGGAGUGACAAUCAGAAUGUGCUUGUAAAUAAAGUGUAA